AUGCAAGUCUGGUUCAUCUUGAACAUGCUUGCCUUUGUUUCACUAGACGUGAUAGGCAUUCCUGGGAAUCUAGCCAUCCUCUAUGCCUUCAUCAAUGCCAUCUGCCAGCAGAGCUUCACUCCCAGUGAAAUCAUCCUGGGCAAGCUUUCUCUUGCCAACCUCCUGGUUAUCCUGACACGGGGAGUCCCACUCACUCUCCGAACCCUUGGAGUCCACACUAUGCAUGACAGCUUGAGCUGUGGUAUCACCCUCUACAUUUACUGUGUAAGCAGGGCCAUGAGCAUCUCCUUAACAUCCAUGCUGGGCUGUUUCCAUUGUCUCGUCAUUGUCCCACGUCCUCCCAGGUGUUUGCAACUGGGGUACAGCCUCUUAGAGAGACCCGCUAUUGUCAUGGUCUCUCUUUGGUGUUUCAAUGUACUAGUUUGCUGUACCCGUUUGCUUUAUUCUAUGCCACGCACUGAUACCAACUGUACCAAGGAGGAAAUCACAGUAAUAUAUGACUUCUGCUGUGUAGUGUUUCCUAGCCACCUCUUGUACUUUGGAAAUGGAGUGAUAUUUGUCACCCGAGACAUGUUCUUUCUCAGCUUGAUGACUAUCUCUAGUGGCUACCUGCUCUUUCUGUUAUGGAAACAUGGGGAAAUGAUGAAACAUUUGCCCAUGCUACAAAUUAAACAGGCAGAGCUCCAUGCAGCAAAAUCAGUAACAUGCUUGCUGGUCAUAUACCUUUUCAGCUUUGGACUGGACAGCAUCUUCUGGAUGUUCAACCUUUGCGUGUCUCCUGUCUCACUGCAGUUUGCAGAUGCACGCCUGUUUUUUGACUCUUGCUACUCAGCCAUAAGUCCAGUGUUGGUUAUCCUGAGAAACAGAAAGAUUCAAGCUAGCUUAAAAUGUGCUCUUGGGAACUGUGAGUUACUGACUAGAAACCACUCAUCCAAGAACAUCCAGGGACUAACAAAUGGGAAGAUUUGCAAUUCGUAA
This is a messenger RNA of Heteronotia binoei (common prickly gecko), 978 nucleotides long. Its product is annotated as olfactory receptor class A-like protein 1. The transcript has a single exon. Gene Ontology annotation, biological process: G protein-coupled receptor signaling pathway. Lineage: Eukaryota; Metazoa; Chordata; Lepidosauria; Squamata; Gekkonidae. The record is from RefSeq and is a predicted model, not a curated record. Bases 1 to 978 code for a protein of 325 amino acids. Gene Ontology annotation, molecular function: pheromone receptor activity. Gene Ontology annotation, cellular component: membrane.